Phytophthora nicotianae INRA-310 is the source of this 947-nucleotide messenger RNA. RefSeq lists its product as hypothetical. The record is from RefSeq and is a predicted model, not a curated record. NCBI's taxonomy places the organism in Eukaryota, Oomycota, Peronosporomycetes, Peronosporales, Peronosporaceae. The transcript has a single exon. The coding region runs from base 57 to 839 and encodes 260 amino acids.
GUUUGUCAACCGUAAAGAGCUCCAUUAACGCUUGACGCUUGCCUCCCGUCGUCGCCAUGAACCUGAACCAGAUGAAGAACGCGUCCAACCUGCACGCGGCCAACGCCACGAGCGUCGUGGGCAACUCUAUGGCGAUUCCGUCGCGUCUGGGUGCUGCCGCUGGAGCUGCCAAUGGUGCUGGGGCCGCUGCAGCGCAGCCCACGGCCGUUUCCAUGAACCAGUUGGGACAGAUGAACCUCAGCCAUGUACGAAGCGCCGCCUUCAAACCCGCGGUCCCUGUGGGCGGAGCCAGCGUAGUGCUUCCCAGUGCCGGUGCUGCUGCUGCUGUGCCCAACACUGCGGGCGCAGGUGCGCUGCAGCUGUCGGGCCGCUGGUCGCUCGACCGCGAGGACUCGGACUCGACCAAUGACUACUUGGAGGCCAUGGGACUGCCGCUCAUCGCCCGCCAGGCCGCAGAUAAGCUGGAUCUCAUGGUAAUUAUCAGCCAGACACCCGGAGACUUUAUCAUCACGCGCCGCACGCGUAUCUUCACGGAGACCAAACAGCUCAAGUUCGGCCAGGAAGUCAACGUCAAGAACAAUCUCAUCACCGUCACGGGCGACGCGUCGCAGAUCAAGACCGUCACGCAGCUCUCGGGCUUCCGCGGCGUGCUCACAGAUAUCCGUACGCUGGACCCGCGAGGCCGCAUGCACGUGGAGCUGACGCUGACGCUCCCUGAAAAGCCGCCAGUUAUCAUCAACCGCUACUUCAAGAAGACCAGCGAGUCCACAUCACUGGAGAACCUACCGGCGUUCGACAUGAGUCUCGAGACCUCGGGCGAUGUCAAGCGGAAGCGUUAAUCUGGUACUAACGUUAUGUUUUGUAGAUUUGGGUAUCCGCAGACUCCUGGCAGAUCGAAGCGGGGGUAGAGGCAUUUUAUUGCGCAAUUUACUGGACGUUCACAUGGA